Messenger RNA from Panicum hallii, 1484 nucleotides. Its product is annotated as elastin-like. The coding region runs from base 945 to 1289 and encodes 114 amino acids. Lineage: Eukaryota; Viridiplantae; Streptophyta; Magnoliopsida; Poales; Poaceae. The record is from RefSeq and is a predicted model, not a curated record. The transcript has a single exon.
GCACAGGAUUUGAAGAUACUGUAAUGCUACUACUAGAUGUAUUUGAUUGGUUUAAAAUUUUGCUUCACUCGAAUUCGGUCAAAAUUCAUGGAUGCCCAGCAUGGAUAGAAAAUAACUUCUGAUGCUAAUGCUGACACACCCUUAACAAAAUUUAUUAGUAUUUCAGUAUUUGAGCUUCUCUCAGAUCGAAUCUGAUCCGCCUCUAGAACUUUCUCUGUCAACCGGGAAUUACUAGCACGCCAGUACCAUCCUUGUUCUCUGGCACUUUGCACAUGACUGUGCCUGUCGAUUUCACAUUGGCCUGUUGUUCUGCCACGAAGCUGGGGACGCCUUGAAUUCUAGCUUUGCCGGAUUGGCUGCAGGGCCGGCGCGGAUAGUACUCGGAUGAGUUUAAAUGUGGGUAGUUGGGAAGCUACAGGUAAAAGUAAAGGGGUUGAUCUCUGUUACUACUGCCCUGGUAUGAAUGCUGGCUUUACUGCACUCUGAACCCCCCCAUUUCCUCCUCUCCUGCAUCCCUCGAUAGCUGCACCUGAUCCGCCAUUUAGGCAGCAUCAGAUUGCUGUACCACUAAAAUCCCUGCAUUUGUCAUUUGCGGGCUGGUCAAGCAUUGGCUUUGUGUUACAGAACUGCACUGUCAGCGUAAGAUGAGCUCCAUGCUGGCCCAUGCCUGUGUGUCCUCUGUAGGCUGGGCAGUUACUGUCACUGAGAUGUGGGUCUUGCUGCACAGAAGCAUGGGCGAGCUGGCCUCAUUGCAGUUCAGCUGUUCUUCCUCCAUGAAUGCUUCAGUACUUCGCACAGUGGAUCAGCACUAGCUCAGCACCUCACCUCACCUCUGCAUAUAUAAACGUGUGUGCUGAGCUGAGCAGCUAGUUCUUGGACAACCAAACCAAGCAGCAGAUCAGAGUCGUGCAAAUUAAAGGCAUCAAGCAGCAGUGCAGCCAGCCAUGGAGAAGAGAAGCAGCAGCGGUAGCGCGAGCCUCGUGCUGGCCCUCCUGCUGGCCGCCUCGCUCGCGCUCCAGCCGUGCCACGGCGCGCGCGGCGUCCCCGCCGGCGCCGGGCCGGAGGAGAAGCCGCUCCGGCCCCAGAACGUGUUCGGGUUUGGCGGCUUCUACCCAGGCCCCACCGUCAACUGGGUCUUCCCGGGGCCCAACGGCGUCACCCCGCAGGUCGGCUUCGGCGGGAUGCCGGGCUCCGGCGCCUUCCCGGGGGUCGGCGGCAGCGGUGGCGUCUCGCCAUUCACGCCCGGCGGCGGCGGUGCUGCUGCUGGCGCCGCGGCGAAGAAGCCGUGAGACCCAGAGGUGGCGACCCGGAUGUCAGGCUGUGUUGUGUGUGAGUUGAGGUGGUCGAGCUUGAGGUACGGUAGAGUUUCGUGUGUGGUGUGGAAGGUUGUGUAGCGGUAUGAGCAAAGUCUCUUGUCUGUUCUUGUCGUGGCCAUCGUGUUAGUUGUGAAGGACAACUUCUCAAGCAGGUACCUGCUAAAUCUU